Messenger RNA from Raphanus sativus (radish), 670 nucleotides. RefSeq names its product ethylene-responsive transcription factor 2. The transcript has a single exon. Bases 16 to 579 code for a protein of 187 amino acids. Lineage: Eukaryota; Viridiplantae; Streptophyta; Magnoliopsida; Brassicales; Brassicaceae. The record is from RefSeq and is a predicted model, not a curated record. Gene Ontology annotation, biological process: regulation of DNA-templated transcription; ethylene-activated signaling pathway. Gene Ontology annotation, molecular function: DNA-binding transcription factor activity; DNA binding.
AUAUGCAUAGACAUAAUGUCAAAGUCUCACAUAAAAACCUCUCGAGUAAAUCUCUAUCUGGCAAUCAAAGACUCACAAGAAAGAAUGCAACAAGAUCUCACAUCUUAUGACUGCUCCACGGUACUGGAUUCGAUCCGCCGACAUCUGCUGGAAGAUGACUCAGAGAGCCUCUCUUCUUUCUCCUGUAGCAGCUCACCAGAUCUGGAACCAACCAGUAGAAGAGGAGGCAACUUCAAAGGAGUGAGGAGAAGGCCUUGGGGGAAAUACGCCGCAGAGAUCAGAGACCCCAACAAACAUGGAGCCAGGAUAUGGCUCGGCACUUACGAGACGGCCGAGGAAGCAGCUGCGGCCUAUGACCGAGCCGCUUUCAAGUUGAGAGGGGCCAAGGCUAAACUCAACUUCCCUCACCUCAUCGGCAUUGAUGGCCCUGAACCGUCACGGAUCACCAAGCGCCGCCUGAGUUCACCAGUCUCAUGUUCACCAGUGGCUAGAAGACGCAACACUGACAUUAUAAACCUGACGGCUAGAGUUCCAUGCCUUGCUUUUCGUUAUUUUUACAAUAUUGACUCUACCAACUAGUGUUGAUUUACUGAGUUCUAGGUUACAACAUCGGUUCGAUGAAAUGCAUAAACUUUUUAUGAAUCAAUCAAAUGCAAACAACUUUUGCUUA